Messenger RNA from Knipowitschia caucasica, 468 nucleotides. The record is from the annotation of a GenBank genome assembly. Lineage: Eukaryota; Metazoa; Chordata; Actinopteri; Gobiiformes; Gobiidae.
AUGAUUGCUGAGACUCACCUCACUUUUUAUGUCGUGCUGCAGCCUUGGCCUGUGGCGACGGCCUCGGCUCGCAGGUGCCACUCCAUCUACAAGGGCUUUGCUCAGUGUCUCUUGGCUCUGGGAGACAGUCUGACGGACAGCGCUCGCAAGGACGAAGACACACAUGAAAUCCACUCCAUCUGCCGGUCCUGGGAUGAGUUCCACGACUGUGCGAACGUGGCCAUGGCGGGGUGUCCGGACGAGGCGGCGGCCGUUUGGGAAUCUCUGCGCCAAGAGUCCAAGAAGAUGCAGUUCUCCGGAAACCUAUACGAGAUGUGUUCGCGACGUACCAGCCACUCUUCCUCCUCCUCCUCUUCAAGCUCCUCUAAAAAAAAGGAGAAUCUCAAUCAGGAGUCCCUACGAGCCAAUGCUGGGACCACGACAGCCCCCCUCCUGCUGCUGCUGCCAUCACUGCUGCUGUGGAUAUAG